This is a messenger RNA of Sclerotinia trifoliorum, 3024 nucleotides long. The record is from the annotation of a GenBank genome assembly. NCBI's taxonomy places the organism in Eukaryota, Fungi, Ascomycota, Leotiomycetes, Helotiales, Sclerotiniaceae.
ACCCUGCUUCGUCGACAAACGGCUAGUAAAAAAGAGGUUUAAUACUCCUGUGAGAUUACAAGAUUUUCUUGCAAAGACUGCAGCUUCAAGUAACUGUGCACAUUAAUGAUUUGGUUACUUCUUGCAUCAGAGAUUUCUCGACAGUACACUUUCAUGGGUCGAAAGACACGAUUGAGUGCCGUUCAGCUGCCUAGAACCGUUUCCCAAAUCAACGUGAUAGCAAUAUCACGUGUGAUAUGCCAAAUGUAAACUUUCGAAGCUGGGUUCUACCCACACAUAAUCAUCAUUCCCACUAUCAACUAUCUAGUUCUUAGGAAUUCUUGCAGUUCUCUACCAAUACAUGUCUGGAAUAGAACCAUUUGUCUUUUGUCUUGAAAUCCCUGAACCUAGAAUCAGGAGAUUUUCGCUCAUCGAGCCCUUCAAGAGAGAGAUGAAGCCGUUCACGGCGUAAACACCAAGUCUUUCAUACUCUUGUGGGUUAUAAUAAAAUAAUGAAAUCUAUUUCUUCCUUUGUUUAUUCUCGAAACUUAUUGUGACCGCAUGCGGGGACUCUCUUUCAUUGUAUAAUAUGGAUUCAAUAGAGCACAAAGAAUUUGGAUUUAUUAUAUGUUUCCACGGAAGAGUAGGAUGCGAUAACUGCAAUAGCUUCAUUUGUGCCCUCACAACAUUUUACAUUUUCAGUUCUAUAAACUACCCAGAAAUUUCAAGUCGCAAUCGAAUCCUAAUGUCUGAUUGGUUUGAAUGGCCAACAUGGGGAAAGUUUGCCACGAAGCGGGACGAAAUUGCGCCACCACUUGACUCAGGUCCCCGUCCUCCUUCUCGCUCCAGAUCUUCAUCUCGGCGGAGACGGUCCAGGCGACGUUCCAGCGAGCUCACACCCGCUGAGAGAUUAGCGAGAGCGAAGGGCGAAAAGAAAGUGAUUGAAUUCGAGGAACAAAGAGUGGCAUCAUUGGACCCCUUAGCUAGAUCCGCUCAUAAGGAGCGUAAGAGGCUUUGGGAGGAGCAAAGAAUCAAAGAUUUGAAGAACACAUUUGCGAUAGGUGUGAAAGAGGCAGCAGAGCAACAAAACACGGCGUAUGUGGAAGUCCAUCGUAGAUGGAAGAGAAAGCACGAUGAUGACACUGCGGCCCAAGCUGCACAGAGAAGACUGGAAUUUCUAGAAGUUCGGCAAAGACAACUCCAAAAGUCUCCAUCACAACCGGUGAAUGCAGAUAUCGCACGAGAAGCGAACAAAAGGCUUGCCGUGGAAUUAUUUGAGAGGAUUUAUGUAGACCUCCAAAACCAUUUUUGCACCCACGCUCAUUAAUUCUGAGACUUAUGACCCUUAUGCCGAGAUUUCUGGCCAGCCUCAUCAUAAGUCAUGGCAGCGAUUUUUAACAUUAGCCUCGAACCCAUCAGAGGUUGUGAAUGGCACUGGAUAUGGAAUUGGCCUUGACAGUGCUGCCGUCCUCAUGCUAUCAGAGAGUUUCCGCAAUGCAUUGAGAUAUGGAGAACGGCCUGAUGGGUCUGAAGCUCGAAGCAACGAUGAGGAAUUUUCACUUAUAGGUAGAUGGAGAGAAUUUGAAAUUAAGCUCCGACUGGAACAUGUCAGCAUCAGAGCCUUUGCUAUCGCCCGGCGUAUUCCAUACAUGAUGGUUUACCGUCGAACAGGUCAAAAAAUAGCAAAAGGUGCAAAGAUUGCGAAUGAAAAUAUCCAACUGGAUCCUUCAAUAAGAGACCCUUACGAAGUGUAUCUCGCAUCGGAUGGAAGACUUCUGCCCUGUUUAUUCACACCCCUUUCCGGUGACUUCGAGUCAGUGCGCCAGGAAUUCCAUACACUUCCAUUCAGCAAAUUCGAAGAAGAUAAACCCCAUAAAGAAAUCUAUGGGACUGUACAUGAGCGCGUGAUUUCCCGUCGAUUCCAAAACCUGAAAGAGAAUGUAUACAACCGGGAAAAUUUCAAAAACUAUGCUCCACCAUCGAGCUGGCCGCCUACCUGGGAAUACCCACCUGCGGAUAUCCAACAUCCAUGUCGAGAAUGGGGUAAGAAUUAUCCUGCGUGUGUCGCUUGUGGUCUUCGGACAGGGCCGUUGGAAGCAGCAGGAGAAGAGGAAAUCUGUCAAUGCACAACAUUAAGUGUCUUCGAUAAAAUCCUCGUAGAAAUUAAAGAGUACACAUCCAGCACCACAUCCAAACAACUUUAUCUUGGAAUUAGGGCUUUGCAGAAACUCCACAAAGAACACAUCAUUGGGGAAGUGCUUGGAGAAUUCAUCCCGCUGGGAGCCGAGGCUGACUUUAAGUGUCAUUAUAAUUCCUCUGUUGACUUCCAUGCUCCUCCAUUCGUUGACAAGAAUGGAAAAGUUUUAGAUGUCGACCCAGAUGUUAUAACCGAGAAGCCAAUUGAUACCAAUACAGAUCCCAUCGCAACACUUAUCACCGGCCAUAAAGGAGGAUGGAUCAGACUGAUCAACGCAGGCACGAAUAAAACUGCAAACGUUGAAGCUCGCUCGGAAGUUUGGGCAGGAAAGUUGCGUGUCACUAUUAGACCGUUACGGAAUAUAAAUUUUGGAGAACAAUUGUUGAGUAUGCGUCCUAAUCCAAUCCCUAUUUUCGAUUCUUACCAUAUAUAUCCCUUUGGUCUCUUAACGCAGCUUUUCUUCUCAUGUUUUCUUUCUUUCUUUUAAGCAUCUUGCCUUCAAAAUAGCAGUUACUGACUCCUCGAUCUUGCAGUCCGAUGGGGGGAUAUAUAUCUAGAACCUGAUGGGCAAUCUCUCAAUGCCAGGAAGAAAAGAGAUCACACUGAAAGGUUACCAAUGCGAGCUCUUAGCGGAUUCUUUAAAUAGGUAGUUUGGAAAGGAUAGCAGGAAGUUUGAUGUACUGAUUGUUGAAUUCUCUUUCCAUCAGUUUGUGUGCAUAUAUAUCAUCGGAUUUUAUAUAUCUUUUGAGUGGUACUUCACGUAGUAGUCGUCUGCUCGCAAACAUACUGGGCUUGGCGAACUAGGUUACUUGGUGCUAAUUUGACAAUUGGAAACAGAACGAGAAAUC